AACACCGUAACCCGUAGGUAACAACAUAUAAUAACAUAAAUUGCCUGCCAUUUUCGUGCUAUGUCUAUCCGGCUGUACUGUGUUUUACAGUGCAAGUAAAACAUAAUAUUUUGCCGUCUCCACAGUCCAACGUUACCGUAUCAUUUUUUACAAAUUACGAUUUACGAUAUUCUGCCGUGUCUUCGCCGUUGUUAGUAUCGUGCCCCAAAGUCGUUCUUGGUGUCGUUUCAAUUCAACAGCCAAAAAGUGCCGCACGCUACAUUUUCCGGCAAUGUCCUCGUCGAACGUCGAACUGAUCGAUGACGAUUCUGGCAAAUGAAAUUCAGUAACCUGCAGCACUUAGGGGAACUUGUGGUAUUUGUGCAUUAAGCGACGUAUACAUCCUUUGUAUUGAGUAAUAAGAACUAUUAUUAUAAGAAUAUUGAUCUUUAAAUAAUUCAAUGUCCAACGACCAACAACACGAAGAAUACACUAUCAUAACAUCAACAGGAUCUAACAACCGUGGUCAAAUGUCUCAGCCACAUCUUACAUUUACACCGCCUACUCAAAUCUUUCGUUCUGAAUGGCAACGUUUCCCUGAAUUUCAUGCUUGGCUACGACCUAUUGAGGGUGAUGUGACCAAAGCCUGGUGCAUUGCUUGUGAACGUAUGUUUCGCGCUGAUUUAAAAUCACUUCGCGUGCACGGCGUGAGCAAAGCUCAUGUACGCAUGGUUCGUGCUCGUUGUCCUAAUGCUGAUGAUAACCCAGUUCCGCCAAUAGAGUAUAAUGUAGUAACUGAUAAAAAAGGUACUUAUGGUAUAGCUGUUGUGACAAACAAAGACGACAAGAGGUCAUUAGGAUCUAGAGCUUUAUACAUGAAUCAAACAAAUCCUACCGAAGAAAUAAUUACAUCUGAAAUGGCGGCACAGUCUCAACGUGACAAAUAUGUUGUAGUAUCAUUACCUAAUGAUGAUGAAGAGGAAAAUGAAGGCCAUCAAGCAUCUGGUUCAAAUACUCAAUAUAUACAAAAAGAGGUUAAUGUUAUUGAUGAGACUGGUAAUUUGGUGUCUGUGGUUACUGAACAUCAUGUACAAAAAAAUAAAGACAAUGAGGAUGACUAUGAUGUUGGUAUUCAAUCAAAUGACUACCACAGUACAUCAAAUUAUGAAAAAGUUGAUCAAAAACAUGAAGACGUACAAUGCAAAGCAAUAGUUUCAAAGCCUGCGCCGUUUUGGAAGGCUACCGCUGUUGUAAAUGGCCAUGUAACAGAAUUAAAACUCAGUGACUACAAUGGUCGUUAUUUAGUCCUGUUUUUUUAUCCUCAAGAUUUUUCUAGAAUUUGUCCGAGUGAAUUAAUUGCUCUUAGUGAUAGAGUAUCAGAGUUCAGAGCUUUAAACACUGAAGUAGUUGCAUGCUCAGUGGAUUCAUACCUCUCUCAUCAAGCGUGGUCUCGUACAUUACGAUCAGAUGGAGGAAUUGCCAUACCUAAAAUGCCAUUAUUAUCAGAUCCUACCCAUAUAAUAAGUAAAAGUUAUGGGUGCUAUUUGCCUGAACUUGGCCAUUCACUCAGAGCCCAUUACAUUAUUGACAUGCGGGGUAUCCUAAGACAUGUGACCAUUAAUGAUCUACCGGUUGGUCGCAACAUCGGCGAGAUCUUAAGACUUCUAGAAGCUUUCCAGUACACUGAUGAAACGGAAACCCUCUGUCCUGCCGAUUGGAAACCGGGCGAACCGACUAUUUCAUAACAUUAACUAUUAUUUAUAUUAUUAUUUUAAUUAUCUAUUAACUACUAUAAAAUUAAAUUUAUUUUGUAGCUCAUUAAUUUUAUGAUGAAAUAGAAAUAUUUACUGGAUAAUCGACUUGAACGUCUAAGUCUUAUUUACAUGCCUUCAUAGUGUAUAAUAUCUUCGACGUGUAUUUUUUAAAUAUUUACAUUUUUCAAGAACCUAUGUUAAGAAUGAUGAUUGUAUAAAAUUAAUAAAAUAAACAUAAAAAACAAUAUUUUUUUUAUUA
Adelges cooleyi (spruce gall adelgid) is the source of this 1992-nucleotide messenger RNA. Its product is annotated as peroxiredoxin-4-like. The coding region runs from base 441 to 1724 and encodes 427 amino acids. NCBI's taxonomy places the organism in Eukaryota, Metazoa, Arthropoda, Insecta, Hemiptera, Adelgidae. The record is from RefSeq and is a predicted model, not a curated record. The transcript is spliced from 6 exons. Gene Ontology annotation, cellular component: endoplasmic reticulum; cytosol. Gene Ontology annotation, molecular function: DNA binding; thioredoxin peroxidase activity. Gene Ontology annotation, biological process: hydrogen peroxide catabolic process; cellular response to stress; cell redox homeostasis.